Molecule: messenger RNA, 928 nt
Organism: Carassius auratus (goldfish)
Lineage: Eukaryota; Metazoa; Chordata; Actinopteri; Cypriniformes; Cyprinidae
Product: MICOS complex subunit MIC26
Exons: 9
Coding region: 62-721 (219 amino acids)
Biological process (GO): cristae formation
Cellular component (GO): MICOS complex
Source: RefSeq, a predicted model, not a curated record
CGAACUAUUUACACGUCGCGGAGAAGUUUGUCCUCACAGAGUUGCCGUAGCUGAGAAAAAAAUGUCAUAUCUUGGGAAAAUAGCAAAGGUGGUGCUGCCCGUGGCAGGGCCUGGGUCCCUUGGCCUGAUGUCUGCCAGUGUUUUUGCAGCAAGCAAGGCCAAAGAAAAUACCACCACCCUGAUGACGGAUGAGCUUUCUCUGUAUGACACUCCUGAGUCCCAGCUGAGGUACGAGGAGCCCGAGGUCGGUCAUGUUGAGCAGGCUGUAUCAUCUCUGAGGAAGACAGUAGAGCCUUUUGUUUCAUGGUGCCAGGAUAAGACACAGUUUGCCAUGGAGAAAGUACAGUCUUACUACAAAACCGUUGAGCCUGGUGUGGAUACCACUCAAAAUAUUGUAAAAGACAUGUAUGCGUUUUUGAACGACCCUCCGUCUGAGUUCUUCCCCAGUGUGGGUGUUAUAGGAUUCUCUGGAAUUCUUGGACUUUAUUUAGCAAAAGGCAGCAGAAUCAAGAGGCUGCUGUUCCCCACUGGGCUGAUGGUUCUGAGCACUUCCAUGUUCUACCCACAGCAUGCGGCCUCUGUUGCCAGGACCACAAAACACUACAUAUUUUCCUGGGGUUCAGAAGGGCGGGUUGUUUUGGAGGAACUGCUGAGAGGGAAAACAUCAUCCAAGCAAAAAGUUGAAAAAACACAGAAAACAGACAGCCAGAAAUCAAGUUGAGACAAAGGAGUAAGUUUUACGAGGAGUUCCCGCUUUGCACCUGGAUUCUGUUCUCUUAUCAAUGUACUGAUCAGUUUAGUGGUAUUUGCUAUACUAUUGUUGGUCAUGUUUACUGGCAUGCAUAUUUGACUGUGUUUUUUGUGCACUAUAUAAUUUACUUUUGUACAUAAAUGCAGCAGUAACCAUUUGGACCAACCCGGGAAAAAA